Messenger RNA from Strongylus vulgaris, 291 nucleotides. NCBI's taxonomy places the organism in Eukaryota, Metazoa, Nematoda, Chromadorea, Rhabditida, Strongylidae. The record is from the annotation of a GenBank genome assembly.
AUGGAGAAAAUUUGGGACGAUUGUGUUCAGCCACAAAGGAGGGGUAUGGCAAGAGGAGGAUGGGAUCAGGGAGGAGGAGUAGAGAGAGGAGGAGACAGAGGAAAAGAAGAAGGAGGAGAAGAAGGAGUAGGAGAAGGAGGAGGUGGAGGAGGAGGAGACAGAGGAGAAGAAGAAGGAGGAGGAGAAGGAGUAGGAGGAAGAGGAGGUGGAGGAGGAGGAAGAGGAGGUGAAGGAGGAGGAGGAGACAGAGGAGAAGAAGGAGGGAGAAGAGGUAGACGGGUCAAUGCUUGA